AUGUUUGAUGGCGUGGUUUGCGUGGUGCGGGGUUGCAAGAAUGUCGCCGACCGCUGGCUCCGGGCACUCCCACGACGGCCGCGCGAGGACCGAGGACCGAGGACCAAGGACCAAGGACCAAGGACCGAGGACCGAGGUCCGAGGACCAAGGACCAAGGACCAAGGACCAAGGACCAAGGACCAAGGACCAAGGACCAAAGACCGAGGACCAAGGACCGAGGACCGAGGACCAAGGACCAAGGACCGAGGACCGAGGACCGAGGACCAAAGACCGAGGACCGAGGACCAAGGACCAAGGACCAAGGACCAAGGACCAAGGACCAAGGACCAAGGACCGAGGACCGAGGACCGAGGACCGAGGACCGAGGACCGAGGACCAAGGACCAAGGACCAAGGACCAAGGACCAAAGACCGAGGACCGAGGACCAAGGACCAAGGACCAAGGACCAAGGACCAAGGACCAAGGACCGAGGACCGAGGACCGAGGACCGAGGACCGAGGACCAAGGACCAAGGACCAAGGACCAAAGACCAAGGACCAAAGACCAAGGACCAUGGACCAAAGACCGAGGACCGAGGACCGAGGACCGAGGACCAAGGACCAAGGACCGAGGACCGAGGACUAAGGACCAAGGACCAAAGACCGAGGACCGAGGACCAAGGACCAAGGACCAAGGACCAAGGACCAAAGACCGAGGACCAAGGACCAAAGACCGAGGACCAAGGACCAAAGACCAAGGACCAAUGA
This is a messenger RNA of Bacillus rossius redtenbacheri, 747 nucleotides long. Its product is annotated as golgin subfamily A member 6-like protein 2. The record is from RefSeq and is a predicted model, not a curated record. NCBI's taxonomy places the organism in Eukaryota, Metazoa, Arthropoda, Insecta, Phasmatodea, Bacillidae. The coding region runs from base 1 to 747 and encodes 248 amino acids. The transcript has a single exon.